Molecule: messenger RNA, 529 nt
Organism: Sesamum indicum (sesame)
Lineage: Eukaryota; Viridiplantae; Streptophyta; Magnoliopsida; Lamiales; Pedaliaceae
Source: RefSeq, a predicted model, not a curated record
AUUGAAUCUGGCGACAGAACCCGUGCCCUGAAAUUUCUCAAUAAAGCUCGUAGAUUAGACCCAUCUAUUGAAAUUGAUGAUCUUUUGUUGAAUCUAAAUGCUUCGCAACCAGAAGACAAGAAAACUGAUGAAUCCACCAAUGAAAAUCCUUCGAAGCCCUCCCAAAAUGGCCCUCGCCGCAGGGUUCCGGCUGGUCCAUCUUCAUCCUCCUCAUCCACCACAUCAGCUACCUACACAGAGGAGCAGGUCACUGUGGUCCGGGAGAUUAAGAGGAAGAAAGACUAUUAUGAGAUAUUGGGUUUGGAGAAGAGUUGUACUGCUGAAGAUGUUCGCAAGGCAUAUAGGAAGUUGUCUUUGAAGGUCCAUCCAGAUAAGAACCAGGCCCCAGGGGCUGAGGAGGCAUUUAAGAUGGUAUCAAAGGCAUUUCAAUGUUUGAGUGAUGAAGAGAGUCGGAAAAAGUAUGACCUUCUUGGAUCAGAAGAGCCUGUUUAUGAGCGGAGAGGUGGAGGUGUUAAUGGAAUGCGAGGGU